Bombyx mori (domestic silkworm) is the source of this 7331-nucleotide messenger RNA. Its product is annotated as protein GPR107. The record is from RefSeq and is a predicted model, not a curated record. The transcript is spliced from 12 exons. Lineage: Eukaryota; Metazoa; Arthropoda; Insecta; Lepidoptera; Bombycidae. Bases 131 to 1675 code for a protein of 514 amino acids. Gene Ontology annotation, biological process: transport. Gene Ontology annotation, cellular component: Golgi apparatus; membrane.
UUGCACUGAAUGGUCUGUAAUCUGUAGUUAAAAUACAUAAUACCAGAAGUCAAAAUUAAGAUUUUCUUAUUUUUUAUCAAAUUUGCGUAAAUAAUUUCGUUGUGCGCUAUUUAUAUUUUAGAAAUGAAACAUGUUUCGCGUAAUGAAAACAACUUUCCUGUACAUCCUGAUGGUUGUGGCUUCAGUUUCAUGCAGAAUACACAAACUGCUUCUUACGGAUGAUCAACGGAAGUAUGUGGACAUCACGACUUUCGGAUUCCUUGAGCGUGGUAUCCUAGAAGUCAAUUUAGUUAACUUUAUGAUGCCUUCAGGACCUUUCGGGGAGUACGGCUUCACAUUGGACCGAACAAUAAAUGACGCGAUUAGUCCGUAUUUAGCUCAAGGAAAUUCCAAUUCAUGUUUUCUGAAAGAAAAUGUAAUUACUCCACAACACCCAGCCAUAGUUUUCCUUAAAAUGGAUUUCGAAAACUUAAGGUUAAACGUUACAUGCCGAGCGGCAAGCCAGCAUAUAUAUAGAAACAAAAGCGUCAUUCCAAGAGUUUUCCCUAAUGAUGCAGAAGAAAAAUGUUCAUAUGAUUUGCUACCUAUUCAAAGGGAAACCAGAAAUCAAAUAGACUACUAUAAUACAAGUUUUGCUCUGUACAUAACCUCUAAGAAGGAAGAAGGUCUGUACAACUUGUACUUCAAUAACUGUCCCUAUAAAGGCGAAGGGAACCCGACACCUGUUAAUGCAAUAAUUGAAAUCUUCGAGAGCAACGAAGGAAACUACCUGUCCGCUGGUGAGAUCCCGCUGCCUCUAUUAUAUGCAGUGACGUCAUCGAUAUUCUUGUUCUGCGCUAUAUUGUGGACGUACAUUCUGAAGACGAGCAGACAGACCGUGUUCCGCAUACACAUAAUAAUGUGCAUCCUGGUGUAUCUGAAGGCAGCCUCGCUUGCCUUCCACGGGAUAAACUAUCACUUCAUACAGAUAAGGGGCGAGCACGUGACGGCCUGGGCGAUAUUGUAUUAUAUCACCCAUCUGCUUAAAGGGGCAGUUCUGUUCGUGACUAUAGUUCUUGUCGGCACCGGAUGGAAUUUCAUCAAGCAUAUACUGUCCGAUCGCGAUAAGAAACUGUUCAUGAUUGUUAUACCAUUGCAGGUGCUAGCUAAUGUUGCAGAGAUAAUAUUAGCGGAAAGCGAGGAAGGCGCAGUCGAACACAACGCCUGGCGCGAUAUCUUUAUAGUUGUCGAGCUAGUUUGUUGCGUCGCUAUUGUUUUCCCUGUUGUCUGGUCGAUACGACAUUUACAAGACGCAUCGACGACUGACGGCAAAGCGGCCAUCAAUCUUCGCAAACUGAAACUAUUCCAGCAUUUCUACGUGAUGGUCGCCUGUUACAUAUACUUUACGAGGAUUGUGGUCUUCAUAUUGAAGAAAACAGUGCGGUUCCAAUACUCGUGGAUGGACGAGAUGUUCCGCGAGCUGGCCACACUCGUGUUCUUCCUGAUGACAGGCUACAAGUUCAGGCCGGCGGCCGCUAACCCGUACUUCACGCCGACCCACUUCGAUGACGUCAAACCCGAAGUAUUAUCGGAUAUCGGUAUACUGGAAGGCGUGACACGAAUACCGAAUCGGGGCGAGAGAAGACGGGAAGACCUCCAGCCUUUAAUGCAGGACGCUGACUACAACUCUGAUUAAGCCUAGUUCAUAAGUAGACACUUUAUUAUUAUUAUUAAUUUAACACUAAUCAUACCAACACUUACUGGUUGGUACCUUUUGUACCAUAGCGGUUAGAUAACGUUACACGACAAAUAUUACUCAAAAUAAACAAAACAAAACAAAAAAAUUGUAUAAUAACUGUAGAUUAAUCGGUAAGUAGCGUGGGUAGGCCUCCCACAAGGUGGGCCGACGACCUAUUAAGGUUCGCGGGGAUCCGCUGGAUGCAGGCAGCGCAGGACCGGUCUUUGUGGCGAGGCUUGGGGGAGGCCUAUGUCCAGCAGUGGACGUCCAUGGGCUGAUAGAUAGAUAGAUAGAUAGAUAAUCGGUAAGAAAAAGUCAUGAAGUCAGUACAAAAGCAAUAAGAUCAUACGUGCAUUUUCAAUCCAAAAUUUCAAAAUGGGUCAUUUGACCCGUUAUGGUAUGUUUAGUGUUAAAUUUCAAACCGAUACAUUGGUCGGAUGAUGGCCAAAUUCAAUACUGCUUCCAUGGUGCGGCGUAAUUCUUAUGAGCGCGGCUUGUCAGUGUUCAUAUAAGAUUUGAAUCUUACUCGAUACUUAAUGUUAUAAUAUCUGGUGGGUAAUAUUUUUAUUUGUUAAUUUUUGCAACAUAACUAAAUUGUGUAUUAUUCACGGAGAGAGCGGGCAGUUCGUUAGGCGUAUGACGUUGAAAUCAAUAACAAAAGUAUUUUAAAUACACCUAGUUCAAUAGGAAUUAUAUAGUCAAAUUCAAAUAUUUCAUCGAGGGCCAGCUUGACUCAUCUUUUGUUUCUAAGUAAUAGCUGAGUUAUACAUUAAAAAAAAAACAAGACAUUUCCGGCGCUUAGAUUCGAAAUUCAGAGUCUAUUAGGAAAAUAUUAUUUUUCAAUUCAAUUAAAUAUGAUUGAAUCAAUUAAUAACACUAUUAUUAUAUUAAGUUUAAGAACACUUUGGGGAAUUUACAUUGUAGUUUGCUAUGUACAGUUUACCUAAAUUAAAUCUUCACAUCUGAUUUAUGUUAAUUGUAUUCAGUAUUAUACUUUCAGUAUAUAAAAAUAGUAGCUCAGUUUUUUUUUUAUGUUGUAGUGCUUGCUAUUCAAGGGCAAGAAGAAUUAAUUUUCUUCGCGAUACGUAAUAGGGUCGCAAGUAACAAUUUUUGCUACGAAUUAUAAUUAAAAUAUCUAAAACAAUGUUGUUGUUCUCCAAAAGUUGUAGUGUAGUUUCAAAAUAAUGAGGAAAACGAAUUAUAAUGAAAAAGCUUACAAAAAAAACAACGAAGCUUUUACUACUUUAAAUCUUAUAGGGCGGUAACCCUAUAUAAAUAAUUCAGCCAAUGUCAAAAGGCAACUGACUACGAGACAAUGGUAUCUAAUAUCGAAUACGGAGUCCGCUUUUCCGAAUCGAAAUCGUUGAAAUCACCUGUGGCGGGUAGCCAUCAUACAACGCAAGAUAAUUGACAGAUGCCUGAAUCUCGCUUACGACAUUUUCAAGAUAAAGCGCAUAUAUACAAGUUCCGAACAACAACAUUCGGACCAUCGGUCUACCGAGCAAUAUCACCCGCUCGGUGGAAGAUCUUCGCUUUGUCGUAUAUCUCAGCACACCCAAUAAAUGGAAAUUAAGAUUUAUUUUAACGAGGACGGUAAAAAUUAAAUGUUAUAUAUCGGCGAAUGGAAGCUUGAACUAAGACGAAUAAGACCUUUUUCUCGUAAAGAACAAGGACUUGGAAAAAACUGUCACCUACAUUGUAGUGAUGAUCGUAUAAUAAAAUCAGUUCCAAAAUACAUUCAAAAGACAGACUUUGAAUUGAAACGAAAGCUAAUAGCGCCCUUUAGAAGGAAAACUUUAAGAUAAAGUCGACGGAAAUAGGGACUUAUAAAAAGAGGUACAAUUCAAAAGUAUGAUUCGACAUUAUUGUAUAAUUAAACAGACUUUUUUCUUAAGUAAAUGUGCUCAAAAGCGCUUUUAGUUAAAGAUUCGGGGAAGCCAAAUUAGUCCAGUUUUCUUGACAGCAUAAACUCGAUUCACGAUAGGUGUUUGUGGUAACAGUAACUCUGUUUUGAGAUAGUUUUUUGUUCGUUGAUAAAAUUUUAAAUGUUGAGCUGAUACUGCGACCCACGCCGAGUAAAUAACGUUUAGUAAAAAUAUCAUUAGCUUUAGAAGAACAAAGCCAGAUACAGGGUGUUCCAUAAAUUAAUCAUAAGAUGGCAACAGAUUGCUCGAACACUGUCUUCUUAUUUAUUUUUUGGCUCCAGCACGGUUUGUGCAUUAGCCAUCGUCAAGUAAUAAGAUUUUUAUAAUUCGCCGUUUUAAUUAUUUCCAGUAGGUAUAUGAAUAAUAAAAAACGAAGGAAACUUAAUCAAUUGGCAUGAAAUUAAAUGAAAUGAGAUGAGAUGAUAUAUGGAUGAAGUAUAAUCUCAGUAAAAUGACGGUCGUUUACUGAGACUUUUUCAGUGGAUUUUUUGAAGGAACCCGAGAAGUUACCACCUGGUGUUAAGUAGUUACUGGAGCCCAUAGAAAUCUACAACGUAAAUGUGCCACCCAUUUUGAGAUAUAAGUUCUAAGGUAUCAGUAGGUAUAGUUACAACGGCUGCCCCACCCUUCAAACCGAAACGUAUUACUGCUUCACGGCAGAAAUACGCAGGGCGUUGGUACCUACCCGUGCGGUGUCACCCUUUAGGCCACCCACGACUUUUUAAUUUUACUGUAUAAGAUUUAACGAGAUAUUUCUCGAAACCGAAACGAUAGCUUGUAUUACCUUGGAGCUCGAUUGAAAAACGUCGUUACUUAACUAAAAAAUAACGAAAUCUGAAAUGUUGUUUUUAUUAAAGUAACGUUUUUCAUGCCUACUAAAUGAUGACGUCAUCUGUCUUUCUAUCUCGCUCUCUCGAGAACGUAGCAUUUUUUGAUUAUUAUUAAUUCGUUGAUUGCGUGGAAUGCAAAAUGCAUUAAUGAAAUAUGUAUAUUAUUUAUUAUACACACGGAUUUUUAGUUCUAGCCUGCUAGAAAUCGCUACAACAAACGCCAAUGGUCAUAGUUUACGGGAAUGAUUUCAAUACAGCUUGUAUAUUAAUGGGCUUUUUGUUAAUAAGUGCCACAACAAGACAUCUCUUUUCGAAUCAAGUCGAAUUUCUCAUUAUUGCCAGCUUUUUCAAGAAGUUAUUAUAAAUUAGGCAGUAAAGUUGGUCAGUCCCUUAAUUAAUGUUGUCAACAACUUCAGGGAACAAUUUCGGGUUUACUAAGUUAUUUCACGUCGUAGUCCGAAAAUCUGUUAUGACAACGACCAAUUCAAUACGCAAAUUUCAUAACAAAAAUACUUAUUCAGCUAUUUUAAUGGGGUUAACUUAAUUGAAAUUCAAUUAAAACAAAUAAUUUAAUUGCAAAGUUAAAUGUCGCUUAAACCAAAUAGCUUUCUCAACACUCGAAUUCAAGUUUUUUUUUUUUGUAAAUUAAAGUAAACUUUAGUCACGUUUUCUUCUUAUAGUCGGUUAGUAAUUGACAAUGAAUAAUAAGUACGAAAACAAAUAAUAAAUCAGCUAAACCGACAACGUUUAUUGAAACGUUUCAGAAACAAUACAGCGUUUCGUUUUACACAAUGUGCUAAUUGUCCAUAGCCCACGUAAAACGAGUGCUUUCGUGUAUGCUCGAAUAUUAAAUAUAUACACAGUUCAGUUGCGAUUGAAGUCGGUUCACAACCACCUCAGACUGUUCGAACACGUCAUUUCGGAUCCUCCCGAUCCACUAACGGUGCUUUUAGGUACUUCAAGCACCGGUCAUCGUUCUCGUCGAACCCGUCGCUUGCGACGAAGGGCUCGAGUAAAUUAACCCUCAGACACAGUCCACAGUGUUGAUCCGAUGGUAGAUUCUGCGAAGCACGGCUCUUGCUAGGGUUCGUGUUAGCAACGUCGUCAGGUUUGAGCCCUGUGAGCUCAUCUGCUAGCGGGGGAAUCUAGAAUAACCCUUCGAAGUUACUAGAAUAGUUAGGAAAAAACAAUUUCGAACGCUGUAUACUAAUCUCCUCAUAUUGUUCAUUCAAAUUAUCCUAAUAGUAUUGAAAUUGAUAAAAAAAUCGUUUAUAAUCCUACCAACCAACAAAAUGAAACUUUAAUUAUUUUCAGUCUAUCGUCGUAUUUAUGUUCACGAAUCAAUAAUAACGAAGACAAUUAAUUUUCUUUUUGUUUGUUUUUGAGAGUAAUCCGCAAGGUUUCUUAUAAAGACGAACGAGGCUUUGAGAUUGCCCGAGUUUACUUAAUGAACGAUUUAGAAAAGUACUUGAUGUGACGUUGUCGUGUUAUAUAUGAAAUGUGAUCUUGAGAAUGUAAUAUAAAAUAAAUAAAUAAUAAUACACUCCUUUUCCUUCCUUCCUUACUCUAAGCUAUUUCUUUACUUAGAUGUUACGUACGUAGGUAGUUUAAAUUAAGUACCAUAAAAUAUUUUUGAUUACUUAUUGAGAAUUUAUAUGUCAGUGCUUUGCACUCGAUACGUAGACGGCAGGAUGGCAGUUCGUUACAUUAAAUUAAUUACGGCUAGAUUUUUGUAAUUAGAUUUGUGUAUUUAGUCUUGUUUUCCCUUUCAUAAUAGUAAUAAGAUUUAAAUAAAUAGUAAUACUGUUUUCAUAGGUUAUAAUCUCCAAACGUUUUUUUUUAAUAUAUUGUCACUUAACUUUUCGAAUCAAGUAGAUCAAAAUUCGCGAAAUAGUAUUAAACAGAUUUAUUACUAGUUAAUAGAAAUAUAUUUUGUUACAUAAAUAUCGAAAAUUAGCGUAUUAAUAAUAAAACGUUUAAAAAAUAUAAGAUUUUGUAUCAAAAUGGAGAAACAAACGUAUGGCGUUUUGUUAAUUGAGUAACCCUGAAGGCGAUUUGAAUACCAAUAAAGAUGCAGUUUAAAAAAAAAAGUUUCCAAAUCGAAAAAGGUUACUCAAUUUCCAAAGGUUAUACGAAAAUAGUUUGAAUUUCUUUUUCUUUUUUUAAAUAAUAAAACCGCAUUCUUGUGUUUUAAUUGUUUAUUGUUAUUCAGGUUGUGAUUUGUACAUUUGGGAAUCGCGGUAUUAAAAAUCUGUGUUUACUGAAAGCGUGCUGCACUCGAUACGGUGACCUCGGUUCAUCGGUUACGUCAUUCAGCAUGUAAAGCGAAACUUCAAUGUGAACGUUUUAAUUCGCGUGCGUAGUGAGCGACCUCUGUGAACGCAUUGUAAGCCAAGGAUUUAAAACAAAUCGUCAGACGCGGGGGAUGCUAAGCGAUGCGAUCAAUCCAUAUUUGAAAUUGUACUUUUUUUUAUUUUGAAGUAAUUUUACGCAUCGGUUUUUGAGUUUAGUUCAAUCCGUAAAAUUAUUUCUUGUAAAUUUAUUUUUUUAUUGGUAUCGUGUCAUCGUUCGAAACGAAAGAUUCAAGACGAAUCAUAUGAUUACGUAACUCAAAGCAAUAUUUAAACAGGAAUAAUACGUGUUUACAACGAUAAUAGAUAUUUAUAUUAACAAAUAAUAGAUUAAAUAUUUAAAAUAAAAUUAAUAUUUACUAUUAUAUUCACUAGGCACGUCCUCGCAACACCAUAAUUUUUUUAGAAACCUAUUACUACUAAUAAUGAUGUACCUACCGCUAGAAAGUGAGAAUACCAAAUGUUUACGUAUAUUUAUAGCGUUUUAAUAAAAUCUAUUCCAAUUGAA